UGAACCAUGGGAAUGAGCAGCGUGCAGCCUCCUAACCUGAUGCAUGGGGACACAGAAGUGGUUUGAAAACAAAGCUAAUGCAGGGCUGACAAGAAACCUGAAGCAUUUUUCCACUGCUUGUGCAAAGGAAACAAAAUGGAAAGGGAGAAGCCAUAGAAACUCAGGUCGGCAGAAGACUGAUGCCCUUCAACAUCAUGCACAGGAAGGCUGAGCACAGCUGGGACAGAAAGCACCUCUUGCUUCUCAGUGUUGAGGUACGCUGCAUAUUCUUCAGCCUGGCUCAAGAAGGAUUACCGCAACAAAAACAAGCAAAUGGAGCUUCAAACACUACUGUCAGUGCAGAUGUUUCUGCAUUAACACCAAAAGCUGAGAAGGAAGCUUUGAACACAAUCACUUUAAGAGCAACUACACUAACAACAGCAACGACACUAACAGCAACGACACUAACAGCAAAGCUGACAACCACUACAGCAUCAGCUACAACUGUGUCCAUCACAACAAGGUUAGGCAGCGCAACUACUCCAGCUAAUGCCAUAGAAAGUACAACACAACGUACAACUGUGCAGCAGUCAACACAGGCAACCCCUGUGCAGCAGUCAACACAGGCAACCCCUGUGCAGCAGUCAACACAGGCAACCCCUGUGCAGCAGUCAACACAGGCAACCCCUGUGCAGCAGUCAACACAGGCAAGAACUGAAAGUGCCAACACAACAAGUGCUAAGCAAGUGAAUAGAACACAAUCUGCGCAAAAUGAGAGUUUGAGUGCUACAACUACUAAGACAGGGACUUUGUCUCCUACAACCUCUUUACAAGAAAACACUACUGCUCCUGGAACCUCAGACCUUUCUGUGAGCACCCUGCCAAAACCGACAGAUUCCGGCAGCACUGGAAACAGUUCCGAAAAAACGAAAGCAUUGGAGGCUACUAUGCAUUACUCUAGCGUUAUCCUGUCCAUUGUCAUCACCCUGAUCGUCAUUACCCUCUCCGCAUUCUUGCUGGUGGCCUUGUACAGAGUGUGCCACAAGAAAACUCCAGACAGACAAGAGAACGGCACUGAACAGGCCCAGUCAGAUAAAGAAGGUGUCAAACUUCUGUCUGUGAAGACAACUUCUACUGAGACUGGAGAGAAUUCAUCCCAGGGGAAGAAUAAAACUCGACAAUGUGAUGACUCCUCUUCAAACUUCAGCAAUAAAUAUAUGUGAAGCAGCCUGGUUUAAGACAACAUGCAGGAACAGCCCACCAAGGUUGCAAUGCCGCGGGAACUGUGGAGCAGCUGAAGCUUUUUGCCAGGCAGGACACUUGUGCUAAUGACCAGCCCUUGACUUCUAAGCCUCAAGUGCCUCCUGUCCCUUCUGGGACGACGUGCUUUUUUGAUGGCUUAAUAACUGGUAUAUCAUAUGUAUUUAUUAUGUUCUCAUAUAGUAGAAGCAGGAAAACUCUCAAGAAGGUUGAAGAGCAUGUUUGCAUAGUCAUUAUUACAAGAAUCUUCUGCGCAUACAGGAAGGAAUACGUUAGCAUACUUUGUUGAGCUUAUGGUAUUUAGGGUUCUUUUAAUUGUAUGUAGCAAAAUACAAACACGGCCUGACCCUUGAAACGUUACUGGGCCAACUGCCACGAUGGAAGUUAAUUCAGUGAUUUCCUGGAGACUCCUCACUGAAGCACACGCUUCACUUGUCAUAAAUGUUUACAGGAUGGGAUGCCUGGGUGAAAUGCUGAAGUGUGCUUUAUUUCUGUGAAGGGGAGGAAUACGCUUUGCACUGAUGUUUGUGGUUUUGUUUUGUUUUUUGAAGUUCUGUAAAUUGCUGAAUAUGGUCCUUGUGAUGUAGCAGGCAACACAGUUAGUUUUCUCCUGUUCCUUGGCUAGCUGCUGCAUUAUGCGUGCUGUGAAUGACUCCUCUAAGCUGAGGUGUAUGGUGGGGAUCAGCAGGAAAAGCAAUUCUGCAGCUGAACCCUGUAUUUGGAGUAAUGCAUGAGAUUCUUGUUGGCUACCAAAUAACUCUGGAAGUUUAAGGAGUGUUUCAAGUGAUGAUUACAGACUCUUAAUUUGUACAGAGCUGAUGCUGCAAAAAUAUCAAGUAGUGCUUCUACCUGCAUGUAUCCUACUCUGCUAGAACUGUAAAUGUUCAAAAAUUAUAUUAAUGUGAGCAUCUGCUCAGCCUCAGUCCACUGGCUCUGGCAAUGUCCUGGGAAGCUCCAUUGUUGUACUGGGGAAAGGAAAGGAGACGGUGGUGUAAGUGUGGGGCUGAGAGCCAAUUUGAGUUGUGAUACCACUGAUAACAAUGCUUUUGAGGAAACUUCUCCCUCCAGUUUCCCUCUGUGGGUUGAGAAAACUUAACUAGCAGUAUGGCAAGAGAUUGAAUGGAUUUGUUAGUUCAUAUUUAUGCACAAAGAUAAAGCGUUCAUGUCCCUACUUUUGACUGUUGCUCUUAUUUCAUCAGUGAUGGAUCUAAUCCUCUGUCUUACCAGCACCAAGAGAAAUUUUGAUGAAGUUUUGUAAAAGUUGAGAAACAAACAAGGGUGCUCCAUACUGCAGCUGAACUUCUAUGGUCUGUUCAGGUGCUCCUGGAUCACUUGGGUUUCUCCAGAGCAGAGGAGUUGUGUAUCUGCUUUAGAAAGGUCAGGUUGCCUAAAAUACACCAGAUAGCAUCUGCACCUACUCAGAUUCCUGAUUGCUGAAGUUUCCAGUGAAAAAAAGAAAGCAAUCAUUGUGCAUUUUCAUGUUGAUUUUAAAAUCUUUUUGUAGCAUGUUGCAUCCUAUUGAGGGGACAGUAGAAAAGACCAGAGAAACAUUACAAAAAAUACGUGUAUGUGUAAAAUUUGUUCAGUACCUCCACGAUGUGUCAAGGAGAGAAAACAACUUCCUAUUAAAAGUUAUUAUGUUUAUUAAAA
Molecule: messenger RNA, 2889 nt
Organism: Gallus gallus (chicken)
Lineage: Eukaryota; Metazoa; Chordata; Aves; Galliformes; Phasianidae
Gene: EMCN
Product: endomucin
Exons: 13
Coding region: 180-1202 (340 amino acids)
Source: RefSeq, marked validated